Molecule: messenger RNA, 1836 nt
Organism: Maylandia zebra (zebra mbuna)
Lineage: Eukaryota; Metazoa; Chordata; Actinopteri; Cichliformes; Cichlidae
Source: RefSeq, a predicted model, not a curated record
AGGAGAAUGCCAUGAACUUGCGGGUCCUGGAGAACAGUCUGGAAAAAAGCCAGUUUAAGUGCAAGGAGGCCGAGAACAUCAUGAUUGACUACCUGAAAUUAAAGAGUCACUUACAGGAUGAGAGUCUGGCGUAUCAGAGCCAGCUCGACACUCUGCAAGCAGAAAUCCUGAAGCACAGAGAGGAGCUUCGCAGUCUGCAGGUCGUGAAUACUGACAGCCAGCUCUCCAAAGAAGCUGCUAAGGCUGAGUUGCAGCAGCAGGAGGAGCUGCUUCACAAGGAGUGUAAGGAGAGGGACCAAGUGAUAGCAAGCUACAGGAAAAAGGUUGAUGAGCACAAGGCCCAGGCUGCAAAAGUUGAGAGAAGGGUACAGCGAGCAGCUGUGCAGCUGGAUGAACUAAGCAGUGAGGUCCAGCACAGCACCACCAGGAUGCUGGCUGAAGAGGAGAAAGACAUUUCGACUGCUGAGGAGGCCUUCAGACGCAUCAAAGAGGCCACAGGGAUCACCGAUAUACAGGAAUUAGAGGAGCACUUUACUUCUCAGAAGGAGACACGUCGACAUCUGGAGAGGCGGCGGGAGGAGAACGAGGAGGUCCUGCUGCAGCUGAAGGAGCAGAAGGAGCUUCUGGAGCAACAGUCUGAAGAGAUUAAAUAUUCUGGGGAGGCUAAACUCUCCAGCCACCAGCAGAUGCUGCAGGAGCGUGAGCAGCAGCUGCAGGCUGAGCAGCAGAGGUGCGAUGAAGCCGAAGAGCGACUGGAUCGGCUUGUGAAAACCCUCGGUCCCGUCCGUCACGGAGUUGAGCACCUGGCAGACCAUCUUCAGCACAUCUCACUGGAUGAGCACACAGUUCCCAACAUGCAUCCAGACUCAGAGGACUUUGUGGUGCUGAAGCUGAUGGCCCAGUGUGAGCAGAAAUUGGAGUCCCUGCAGAAAGAGCUUGAGGGGAUGGAUGUGGCAGCUAUAAUGAAGGAGAUGGAAGAAAAGGAGUUCUACGUCAGGAUUGAGGGGAAACACAGCACCCAAGUCAAGCCACCUGAGGAUCAAGCAGAAGAUCCCUACAGUGAUGAGGACAAGAGUGACAAGGACUGGGCUCACGUCAUCUCUCGUGAGGCACUGAAGCGUCAAUCUCAGCUAAUCGUCGACUCCAACUCAAAAAGAAAGGCCCAGAAGAAGAGGAAGGGCAAGUUUUAAUCCGACGGCAUCUCCAAACUCUCCCACAAUAAAGCAGUGAUGUGUAAAACGGGAUGAUUUUAAGCCGAGUGAACAGACUGUGAUUUGCCAUUUGUUAGGGCCGAGAGGGCCAGGCUGUGGGUGUGGACUCAAAUGCAGACACAGAGGGAGGCAAAACGGGCGUGAACACAGUGCUUUAUUUACAGUGCCUAGUGAACUUACAAAGCAGGAAACUAUGAAUGCUAUGAACGGAGAAUGCUAUGAACUGUGAACUGUGAGGCCAAACUGUGAACAUGAAACUCUGAGUGCUAUGACUAGGUGCUAGAUUUCACGGAUGGAUCCUGGGAAUGGAAAAAAGGGGCAGCGGCUUGGAUGGAGGUACGCAGUCACUAUAAUAAGAGGAGACAAGUAGUCAGUGGCAAUCUAGUGAAUCACAGCUGAACAAUUAGACUAUGGUGGUUAGGGCUUACGCGUUGCAGGUUAAAGUGUCAUGCGAGGAGGAGGUGUCCAAGGGGUUCCGGGUGAGGAGUGUCCAGAGAGGAUCCAGAAUAUGCUUGGAGUGAGGGGCUUGGCAGGGAGGCAGGCAGGUGUUGUCCGAUGAUGGAAAGGAAGCAACCAGAUGACAGAACCAGCGUCCAGGCAGAGAUGUGAGUAGUUUAGGUUGGAA